CUUAAGUCGGAUGCAAAUCUCGAAAUUUUCAUUUUCUGCGCAGUGUUCGGGUUGGCUCCCACUACUACGUGAAACGUUGCAAUGGGGGAUUCCAUCUCCAGCGAAGGCAACUCAUCUGACAUUGUUGAUGAAAGCGUCUGUCGAUGGCUAGAGGAUAGUGCAUCUGCAGCGUUAACAAUAAUGGGGCAAUGUCCCACCGCCAUUCAACAUAGGAUUGCUGUAUACAAGGUGGAAAUUGCUCAGGCAGGGGAGGCAUUUCAAUCGUUGCGCGGAGAAGUCGAGGAGCGAUACCAGACACUCCAGUUAACAAUAUCUGAGAGGGACCGUCUGGCGAGAGUUGGUUGGAAGAGUACUUUACGUUCUCGGAAAUUCUCUCCACCUCCGGACUGCGCGUGCGUAUGUUCCAAUGACUGUAUUGGGGCACCGUACAGCCCUGAAGAAAUGUGGGACUUAUUCGACCAACUGGAUGAGCUGCACACGGCCUUUCAAGCCUGGAACUUCUGGAUUACGCGCAAAACACAUCAGUUGUACUGUCUUAGAAGCCUCGCAACCGAUCCCAGACGUCGAUAGCUGGGAGCGAGUUACGAUCGAACGCCUCAUUCGCUGGCUUUAUCACGGUCUUAGACAGGUUUUGUCGUAAUGAUGCUACUCCGGAAACAAACCUCUUAUUCACGAAGCGGCAGCACUCCAGAUCGGACACGACGUGCUUGCAUGCCACACUCGGUCGACACACUUCCACAAUGAUUGCGAUGGCGCUGC
Cantharellus anzutake is the source of this 759-nucleotide messenger RNA. RefSeq lists its product as uncharacterized. Bases 82 to 570 code for a protein of 162 amino acids. The transcript is spliced from 4 exons. The record is from RefSeq and is a predicted model, not a curated record. NCBI's taxonomy places the organism in Eukaryota, Fungi, Basidiomycota, Agaricomycetes, Cantharellales, Hydnaceae.